Eublepharis macularius is the source of this 7680-nucleotide messenger RNA. RefSeq names its product piezo-type mechanosensitive ion channel component 2-like. Lineage: Eukaryota; Metazoa; Chordata; Lepidosauria; Squamata; Eublepharidae. The record is from RefSeq and is a predicted model, not a curated record. The transcript is spliced from 50 exons. The coding region runs from base 1 to 7680 and encodes 2559 amino acids.
AUGAGACCAAGAGUGAGCCAGUGCCCUGAAGUGCUGGCAUGUAGUACUACAGCGGUUGCUCCACUGGGCUUGUUCCAGACCAUUUACACUUUCCAGUCUGCUUCUGAAGCAGAUGCUUGUGUUGCUAAAACUAAAGCUGUAUCCAGUUCGGUAUUUAGUAACCUCGAUGCAGGAAACAUCAUACGUCUUUUGGCUCCCGACAUUGGAAUGUUCUUUGCUGGCCUCAUAGUCACACGGCUUUGCAAAAGGAUAAUGAGACCUCACAACCGGAAAACCAAGCUUUGUUCUGGAAUCCAAAAUCUGUCGGGCUGUGAUGAUGAAAAGAAGGAGGAAGAGGAAACGGAAUCUGAAGCAGAAACAGAAGAUACAGAUGAUGAAGGGAUGGACGGUCUACUGGAGAAGAAGCAUCUGCAAAGAGAUACAGAUGUCAGCCAAUCGGGUUUAUUCCAGAAAGUCACACUUUUUCUAGUAGGCUUGAAGAUCCUCUUUGGAGGGGUAUUAGAUACUGCUAUCAAAGUGAUGGCUACGUUUCUAUUAGGCUUAGCAGGCAUAAUUCUGCCAUCUGUGGCAUCUGCAGUUUAUUUCUUCCUCUUCCUGGGCUUGUGUUCGUGGUGGUCUUGCCAUCGUCCAGUCUGCCCAGUGGCCUUCAAUAGCUUGUGUGUGAUGAUCGCAAUAUUCAAUGCGGGCCAUUUAACUGUUCUGUACCUGUACCAGCUGCCAUACAUCCAGAGCCUUGUUCCUGCUGAAGACCUUUAUGCCAGGCUCUUAGGCAUUGUUCCACUUAUUAAGGCUGACAUCACCAUACCCUGGAAGCUUCAAGUUCACCCUCAACUAAGCUGGCCAGUGGCAUUGAAUCCUCUAAUACUUCUGGCACUCUACUAUAUGUUGGUCAUGAUACUCCAGCAGUGGGCACUGCCUGCAAAAGGAAGCAAGGGAGAUGCUAUUCAGCUGCAGUCUGAAGACUACAGUGAGGUGAAGGCGGAUGCAGAGUUCUGGGUGACCACGCAUGAAAGCAUGAAGGAUCGCACUGCAAAGCUGUCCCUUUAUUUUAACCUCCAGGGUCCUUAUGUUCCAAGCGGAAGCUUGCAAGACAUUCCCCUCUUGCAGUGCCGAAGUACCAGUAGCAGCUGUAAUCUGUAUGCCUACACCAACGGAGGGCACCGCAGUUCCUUUUCAGAGGUUUCAGGAGGCCCUGAAAAUAUGACAGAAAUUGAUGGCGAACUUUGCAUCGAAGACACCCAGCCUAGCACUUGGUUAGCAUUGGCACACCUCCUCAUGAGUCAGAGCUACAUCACUGCUUUGAUUGCCAUGAUGGUUUGGAGUAUCACUCAUACCAGCUGGCUGGCUUUUGUCCUGCUGAUUUGGUCCUGUAUCAUCUGGAUGGUGCGGGACCGUCGCCUCUGUGCCCUGCGUAGCUCACCCUUCCUGGUCGCCUAUGGAAACAUCCUGGUGACCCUCAAUUUCUUUGUGGGAUUAAACAUUUCUCAGAAGGAACUCUUUCCUGGGGUUCCAACUUCACUGCUUAUUGAUUUGGAUUUAAAGCCUUAUUCGCUGCCUUGUGUCCAUCUGGCAGCCAAGAUUUUGUAUCUGUUUACCUUUUGGCUCUUGCUGAAGCAGCAUAUGGUGCAAAGGCAAAGGCAGAAGAAAGAGGAAGAAGAGUCACUCCAGGCUGUGACAGUAGGUGAAUCAGAAAUUGACAAGCGCCGCAACCAGCUUUUGGAUUUCCUCGGUUCCGUGCUAAUGGAGAUGCUCGUAAAAUACUGGAUUUACUUCUGCUCGGUCAUGUUUUUUAUCGUCAGCUUCAACGGCAAAGUAGCUCUGUACAAAAUUCUCUACAUUGCGCUUUUCCUGGUUUGGGUGGCUCUGUAUCAGGUUCACUAUGAGAAAUGGCGGCUAAUCCUGAAGGGUUUUUGGCUCACUGUCGUCUCAUACUCCAUGAUAGUCCUUAUUGCUAUCUAUGCCUACCAGUUUGAAAUGGUUUCUGAGUUUUUGUUAAAGAGCUUGGGGAUACCAGAGGAGAGGUUAAAAGAUCUGGGUCUUGAACGAUUCAGCACUAUAGAGCUCUUUGCAAGGAUUCUGCUUCCUGCUGCAUUUCUCCUGGCUUGCAUCCUCCAGUUGCAUUACUUUCAUAAAGAUUUCCUGAAGAUCACAGAUCUGACUAAUAUUGCUGUCAACCCUACUUUUUCACCUGGCAGCGACAAAAAGACCAAGACUCGGGUGGCUCUUCUGGCUAAUAUCCUCAAGGACAAUAUCUUGAGACUGCAAAAAAGGCUUGCUGCUGAAAAGCUACAGGAUGAUACUCAAAGUGGAUUGGACUCCUCUGAGUAUAUAGCCGUAGAUGAAACAACACUUAAGUGUCAGAAUGAGAAAUUGGUGGAAAAGAUGAGUAAAUGGAUGGAAGUGGUCGACAGUUUGGAGUCCCACCUUCUGAAGCUCACAGAAGCAAUCUGCGCAGUGCAGAUUUUUGCAUGGCGAUUUCUGGAGCUGCACAUGCUCAAGAUUACGUCUGUUUGGAUCAUCUGGAUCACGGUUCACGAGGUAUCUUUGAUGAACUACGUUUUCUUUGUCCUCUGGGUGUUUGCUCUACCGUAUCCCAAGCUCCGCCCCCAGGCCUCCAGGAUUUGCACCUUUUGGUCUUGCGUGAUGGUUGUCUGUAAAAUGAUAUACCAACUGAAGUAUGUCAAGCCCUUCAAAUAUUCUUCAAACUGCACCCAGCCAUGGGAACACCAAUCUCAUCUCUCCAAACUCUAUAAAUCCUUGUUGUACAUUGCACCAGUGGACCCAGCAUACUGGUUUGGAGGGUUAAUGAAGUGCCAUGACAAUGUUCUCCCUUGCCUAAAGGCUCACCUCACCAUCCUCGUCUUAAUGGCGCUCGAGGCGACGGUGCACCGCCACCAGUUUUUCUACCGCACCAAGAACCGGCUGAUCCCGCCUGCCACAGGGAGCAUGUUUGAUAGCAUCACCCGCCAGCACCUGGAUGAUGGGCUGCUCAGUUGCAUCAAAUACUUUAUCAACUAUGGUUUUUACAAAUUUGGGCUAGAGACAUGCUUUGUGGCUGCCAUUAACGUGAUUGGGCGACGCAUGGACCUAUAUGCCCUGAUCCACGCAGGUUGGCUUAUUUACCUGUUGAACCGCCGUCGGAGGAAAGCAGUGGCUGAAGUCUGGUCCAAAUAUUGCUGCUUCCUUGCCAGUAUCUUGGCCUUCCAGUAUAUGCUUUGCAUUGGCUUCCCACCUGCUAUAUGUCAAGAUUAUCCGUGGAGAACAUCUCAUUGGCUACUGCAUUCAAAUCUGAUUAAAUGGCUGUAUCUGCCUGACUUUGCCAAGAAACCUGAUGCUACUUUUCUUCUGAAUGACUUCCUGCUUCUGCUCUUUGCCUCCUGCCAACGGCAGGUGUUUGAAGACGAGAAUAAGCCCAUUAUGAGGAUGCUCGCUGGGGAUAAUUUAGAGAUCAGCCGAGUCCUAGACCCAGCUGGGCUCUUUGAGUACAGUCCUGUACCAAACUUUAUACGCUGCAGGUCCUACUUGGACUUGAUUAAAGUGAUAGUGUUCAAAUACCUCUUCUGGUUUGUCCUUUGCCUGAUUUUUAUGACGGGGACUGCACGGAUUACCAUCUUCUGCCUGGGCUACCUUGCCUCUUGUUUCUACUUCAUGCUCUUUGGAAGAAACCUUCUGCUGAAGCCAGUCAAACAUAUGCUCCAGCUGUGGGAUUAUCUGAUUGCAUACACGGCCUUGGUUAUAGCAACAAAGAACCUCUUGGCUAUUGGAUCGUGUGCUUACCUUAAUAAAUUACAAAGAAACCAUUGUUGGUUGAUCCAUACCUUUGGAAUGUUCUGCACCAUAUCGGGCUAUGAUUUAGAUCUGCCUGAGGAUGAGACAUGCGACCUUCCUGAGAACGAAGCAGGGAUCGCCUGGGACGCACUAUGCUUUGUUUUCCUGCUGAUCCAGCGCAGAGUUUUUACGAGCUACUACUAUCUCUAUGUUGUAGGUGAUCUCAAGGCAUCCAGGAACUUAGCCUCAAGAGGAGCUGAGCUGUUGGAAGCAAAGAUGAAGAAAGUGGUGGCACACAAGAUGGAGGAAGACAGGAAAUCGAUGGAAGCCAUGAAGAGACAGAUGGAGCUGAUCAAAGCAACGCAGAAGAAGUAUGACAGCUUGAAGAAAUCAAUUCUGAGCUCACAAGUGGAAGCUGAACAGAAGUCUGAAAAAGAACACGAUCCAGAGGAUGCCAGCAAGAAAGAGAAUGAAGAGAAGAAGGCUUGGUGGCAGCCCUGGAUGACUCACACUUCUAUAAUUCGGGGCGGGAGCUACUACCUCUUUGAGUCAGAGAGUGAGGAAGAAGAGGAACAAGGAGACACUGAAAAGAGCGAGGAGGAACCUCUUCUUAAGAGGAAAACAGCAUUCCAGCUUGCGUAUGAAGCCUGGAUGACCAGUUCAAAAUCCGCUCUAAGGAUGAGGGAGCAAGAUGAACUCAGGGACAAGCAGAAGAAAGAAGAGGAGGAGAAGCAGCGACACCCAUCAGCAGGUAGCACAAGCGAAAACAUCAUGCAAAGAGGAAUCAAUAUUAUUAAGUUUAUUUGGAUCUUUUGCCAAGUGUUGCUGGACGACACCACGGAAGCACUGAAUGCCUUGUGUAAAGACACCUUGGACAUAGCAAAUGUGAUGAGAAUCGAAAAAUGCAUGUUGUGGCGACAGAUGAGCAUGGGAGAGAAGGCUUCACCAGAUGCUGUUCUUUGGCGUUAUAAGCCUAAGAAAAGUCAGCCAGAUGAUGGAGAAAGUAAAACUCAACCAUUAUCAGAGGAGGAAAGCCCAGCAAAACUACCCGAAUGCGUACCCAGAGAGGAGAGCCAGAUAUCACCCGCUUACUUGGACUGCAGGAGACUCAACGAAGCUGCAGAAGAUGCCACUGGAAAUAUAAAUAUGGAAGAAGGGAGCCAUCCCAGGGGGUUCAUUCCAGCCACUUCUGGUGCAGAAUUUCCUGGUCUUCCUGUGCGGGAUUUGCCAUUAGGAGCAGAAGAACCUCCCAUUUCCCUACAUGUCAGGAUCACAGAAGCAGGCAGGCCGCUCAGCAGAAUUUCUGCCGUGAUGUCUGCGAGUGACUUGCUUCUGAACAGGACUUUUUAUGACGACGAACUGGAACAGUCGGACAAAUUCUAUCAGGGUCUCCCUCGCCUCUUGAAGCUGGGAGUUGCUUUGUACAAUGCCAUGGUGUCCAAAUCAGAAAUGCUGUGUUACUCCGUGAUCAUCCUCAACCACAUGGUCUCUGCUUCUGUCCUCACUUUGAUCUUGCCUGUACUGAUAUUCCUGUGGGCGAUGGUAUCCAUUCCAAGGCCGACAAAAUUCUUCUGGAUGACAGCAAUUGUUUACACUGAGGUAAAUAUUGUGAUCAAAUACUUUUUCCAGUUUGGGUUCUUUCCUUGGGCCACUAAGGUGUAUUGCGCCAUCAAUGCAGAAGUGCCUUUUGUUUUACCAAAUAUUGCUGGGAUUGAGAAGAAGGAUGGCUUUGUACAUUUUGAUCUGGUGCAGCUUCUGGCUUUGUUCUUCCACAGGUAUAACUUGAAGUGCCACGGGCUUUGGGAUUAUAACGACAUCAGCCCCUCGGAACGGAAGAAAAAGAACUCAAACAGGCGGCAGAAGAAGGAGAGCAGAAGCCACCCAAAGGGACCUCAGCCUGGAUUAGGAGCACAGCAACCUUUUAUACUUCCAAGUCCUCCCAGGACCAUCUUCAAAAGGAACAGCAAGAAGGUUAAUGAAGAUGGAUCUCUGAAAGAAGACAAGAAGAAAUGGGGUCUUUUAAAAAUGAGCUCUGCCAGCCAGGAAGGACUGACCAAGGAGAAGAGAAAACAGACCCUGCGGGAAGCAAAGAAGCUGGCGAUUAAAAUUGUUCUUCAGGUUUAUCGGCCCAUCAGACAAUUCUUCCAUGAUAUAAUCUACCCAGAAUACAGCACAGUCUGUGAUGUUUAUGCUCUCAUGUUCCUGGCCGACGUGAUCAAUUUUGUUGUUGUCAUCUUUGGCUACUGGGCUUUUGGUAGGCACUCGGCCGCUGCUGACAUAACAGAAUCCCUCUCCGAAGACCAGGUCCCUGAAGCUUUCCUUGUGAUGCUUCUAAUGCAGUUUGGUGUAAUGAUUGUUGAUCGGGCAAUCUACCUGAGGAAGAACAUGUUCGGGAAGUGCGUUUUCCACGUGGUCCUCGUCUUCGGCAUCCACUUUUGGAUGUUCUUCAUCUUGCCUGGAGUAACAGGAAGGAGAUUUAACAGGAACCCAGUGGCCCAGCUGUGGUACUUGAUCAAGUGUGUCUAUUUUGGCCUGUCAGCAUUUCAGAUCAAAUGCGGCUACCCUAAACGGGUUCUGGGCAACUUUCUGACCAAGAGAUACAACUGCAUAAACCUUUUUUUAUUCCAAGGAUUUCGCCUGAUCCCUUUCUUGACAGAGCUGAGGGCUGCCAUGGACUGGGUUUGGACUGACACGACUCUCAGCCUCUCCAGCUGGAUAUGUGUGGAGGAUAUCUAUGCUAACAUUUUCAUCAUGAAAUGCUGGAGAGAAUCCGAGAAAAAAUACCCCCAACCUCCUGGCCAAAAGAAGAAAAUGAUUGUGAAAUAUGGGAUGGGGGGUGUUAUUAUCUUUGUACUGAUCUGCAUCUUAUGGUUCCCGCUGCUUCUUAUGUCACUGGUGAAAUCAGUGGCUGGAGUAACCAACCAGCCCCUGGAUGUGUCUAUUAAAAUCACCAUCAGUGGCUAUGAGUCUUUAUUUACCAUGAGUGCUCAGCAGCAGCAUCUGGUUCCUUUUACUCCUGCAGAAUACAAUGACCUCACCACACAAUACGCCCUCCAUCCUUCUGCCAUGCAGUUUAUCGUGAACUAUAGCCCAGAGGAUAUUGUGGUUGCUAAAAUCAAAGGCAAUGCUAGUCUGCUGUGGAGCAUUAGUCCGGCCAGUCGGAAAGCUAUGAUUGCUGAGCUCUCCAGUUCUCCCGCGAUCUACGUCAACUUUCACUGGACCCUUCUCAGGAAUGUCUCUCUCGUGAAGAACAUUGAAGCGUCUGGCAUACACACCGUGCGCUAUGAAGAGAAGGAAAUACGAGAACACAUCGUCCAAAUGCUCUGCGGGAAUCGGACAGAACCAGUUCUACUUCCAGGUGUCUUUCCAAAAUAUCUGAGGGCUACCAGUGGGACAGAUGCUAAAAUUGCACAUCGGCUGCAAGUAGCCCAUUCCAAUAAGCCAAAGGACAGAGACAAGAUGGCUUUCUACAGAAACAUCCUCAUAAAACUUCAGCAGCUGCGUACCAACAGCUCUUCAAGCCACGUUCCCGAGUGGUGGAUCGUUCAGGAGCACAGGCCUGGCUGUUCGGGUAACACGUGCAGCAAAAACAUGGAACUCUACAUCUUCAGUGAUAAAGUCAGCCCUUCCAGCCUGGGAUUCCUGGCAGCACACGGCAUCGUGGGCCUCUAUAUGUCUGUUGUUCUAGUCAUCGGGAAGUUCAUCCGAGAGUUUUUCAAUGGGAUCUCGCGCUCCAUCAUGUUUGAAGAGCUGCCCUGCGUGGAUCGUAUUUUGAAACUCUGCACCGAUAUCUUCCUAGUGAGGGAGGCAGGGGAACUGGAGCUGGAAGAACAACUCUUUGGUAAACUGAUUUUCCUGUAUCGAUCUCCUGAAACCAUGAUCAAGUGGACGAGAGAACGCAAGGAACAAUAA